Molecule: messenger RNA, 3558 nt
Organism: Misgurnus anguillicaudatus (oriental weatherfish)
Lineage: Eukaryota; Metazoa; Chordata; Actinopteri; Cypriniformes; Cobitidae
Source: RefSeq, a predicted model, not a curated record
AUCGUCUUUAUCAUCAGCAAACCUCCCAGCUAUUGUAAUCAGUCAACUCUGUUUGACCUCACUUUGUUGGUCAUUGUUAAUGUUAGUGUUAUGUUCCAGUUUAAGUUCCAGUCUUUGCCAUAUCAAUAAAAGUAUAAUUUCAUCUAUUACCUCAGUCUUCAUCUCACCUUCAUCCUCCACCACAGCCUGACAAUGUCUUUAGGGUAUAAUAUUGUACCCCAAAAAGUACAGCAUUUCAAGGUGUUGUAUACCCAUAAAGGUAUCAAACUGAACCUUUAAGGGUACCACCCCUAAUAGGGUACCUUUGUACCUUUUUUCUGUCAGUGAGUAGUGGUCUCUAUUAUUGUUUUUGGUUAGUCUUACAGUAGUUGCAGAAUUAAAACUGAGCAUUGCAGACUUCAUCUAAUCAUUAAGCUUUUAAGAUGGUGAUACUUUGCCACAGUGACCUGAGAGAAGCACAGCUGCAGUGGAGGAGUCACUUCAGAUCAGGUCUAAGGACGUAAUGGACGUUUCAAGUCUCAGUACUGAAGCUGCGUCAAUGGAGCCCACUUCCAAACUGUUUUGUUGUAGAUCCAUAAGGCGUUGCAUCCCUCUGGUAUAUAGAGAGGAGCUUUACCACAUCCUGUGCAUGACUGGACCAUUGGUCACGUCACGUAUUCUGAAUUUUCUUCUGCCAUUUGUAAUAACAAUGUUUUGUGGUCGUCUGGGAAACACUAUGCUGGCUGGUUAUGGGAUGGCUUCAGCUACUAUAAACAUCACAACAGCGGCUACAGGAGGAGGCCUGGCAUUAGCAGCUAAUACUCUAAUAUCUCAGACCUUUGGUGGGAAAAACAUGUUGCGUGUUGGUGUCAUCCUUCAGAGAAGCGUCUUGAUUCUCCUACUUUUCUGUCUGCCCUGUUGGGCUUUACUCAUCAACACCCGUCCCAUUCUUCUUCUGCUGGGUCAGGACCCAGAGGUGGCCAGGAUAGCUCAACUCUAUGUGUUUUUUUACCUGCCAGCUGUUCCUGCUAUGUUUUUAUAUCAGCUGCAAGUCGCCUAUCUCCAAAAUCAGGGUGUGAUCUUGCCUCAGAUGUAUGCAGCCAUUGUGGCCAAUAUUGCUAAUGUUGGAACAAACUACAUCCUUCUUAACUGGUUGGACCUUGGAUUAUAUGGCUCUGCUGCUGCUAACAGCCUUUCCCAGAUCUAUAUUUGUGGUCUCCUGUAUUUGUAUAUUCGCUGGAAGAAGUUACACAUUGACACGUGGGGAGGCUGGUCAUGUGAAUCACUUCAGGAGUGGGAUGGAUAUAUGAAACUGGCCGUUCCCAGUACAAUGAUGUUCUGCUUUGAGUGGUGGAUAUAUGAGGUUGGGGGUUUCUUAGCAGGCAUGCUGAGUGAGUUGGAUCUGGCAGCUCAACAUGCAGUUAUUAUGCUGGCUUUUAUAAACUACAUGUUUCCGCUGGGGAUUCAAGGCGCUGCAUGUGUUCGUGUGGGUAACGCACUUGGAGCUGGAGAUACUGCUGGUGCAAUCCGCACCUGCAAGGUGUCGCUCACCUGCACAGCGGUCUUGGCUGUUUUGCAAGGUCUUUUGUUAGUAGGGACAAAAUCAGUGAUUGGUUUCUUAUUUACGUCAGACAGGCAUAUUGUGGCGCUUGUUUCCAAACUCUUGAAUGUCUACUGUGUACUUCAGUUUUUUGAUGGUCUUGUUUGUGUCUGUAUGGGUAUUCUCCUGGGGUCGGGUCAGCAGAAGAUUGCUGCUGUUGCUAACUUCUUUGGGUAUUACUGCAUUGGACUUCCACUCUGCAUAGCUUUAAUGUUUGCGGCAAAAUUAGACGUUGUUGGCUUUUGGCUGGGGCUGCUCAUCUGUGUAUGUGUACAGUCCAGCUUUUUCAUUGCAGUUAUUUUUAAACUUAACUGGGAGAGACUGACUGAAGAGGCAGUGGAACGAGCUGGAAAGAGUAAAGUCUCUGACAUGACAACUUCAGAUGUGACAAACAACCUCAUAUGUGCUGCUAGGACUACAGCGAGGCAAAGUGAGAAUGGGGAUGAGUACACGGCUGUGAGUUCUCAAAAUGAAGAUGAAGGACACAGUACUGUGGUACAUGAUGGUUUAGGAGUGGUUGAGGAAAAGGAGGAACCUACAGUGAGGCUCUCAACCUCUCAGAUCAUCAUCAGGAGGGGUCUGACUACUUUGGCUGCUCUUCUUAUUCUAGCUGUUGGUGUAGCUGUUCAUCUCAAUGUGCCUUUACCUGAAGUGUUAAAUAAGGCAAAUAUUACUUUGGACUCGAACCUUACCACAACUUCCCCUUUUAUAAUCAAUUCAACAUCAGUCUUAAUUUGAUAAAAAAUAUUUUUUAAGCUUUAGUGUUGCUUGUAAUAGAUCUGAUCUCUUUAGUAUUUCAUUUGUUUCUGCAAAACAGCAAUGAGACUAGUGAAGGACUCUUGUGUCUCAUAUGAGGAAAAUACCUCACAUGUGUCUCCUUUAGACUUCCAGAAGAGAUUGCUUCAACAUGUUAAACUGUUCAAAUUGCACUUGCAAUGCUUACUAAUGAUGUUUUUGUCAGGUUUGACUGAGCUUGUAAGGGAAUCAAGGGCAACAUUUCAUUUUUCUCUCUCAAGAUUUAUGGUAUAGAAAGUCAUAGUAAAAUUGUAGGAAACAAGAUAAGUGGAUAUGUAUUUUCUUACAGAUAAUUAUAAAUAUAUAUUUUUGGUUAAAUUGCUACCAAAUCAGGCCAACCUAUAAAAGUGAAAUCAUACACACUGUAAAAAAACAUGCAGCGUGAAGUUAAAACAACUUGGUUUGGUAAGUCAAUUCAGUUUAGACCUGUGAUAAACCUGUGACAUAACUUAUAAAAACAAGUUUAAAUUGUUUAACUUAAUUUGUUAAGUUAAAGUAACAUAAAAAUAUAUGUUGAUUUUUACAAAAAUGCUGCAUUUUACCAUGCACUUAAAAAAAACAAGUUACUUGGUUGCUGAGUUGAUUCGACUUAACCUCCUAAGACCUGAGCUUUGGUUUAUCUUUGUUUUUCAGAUUUCUUCCAGCUAUUUUGGGGUUAGGAUGAACCAAUAGAUAUAAUAACCAAAUAUUUUUCAUUGAACAUGAAGCAGUGUAAUUGUCCAUGUUUGUGUACAACAGGUUCCAGUUACACAGAAUGUAUUCUGGUGCACACAACAAAAUAUGUGAUGUCCACGUACUGUAUGUGGACAUCCAGAUCUUAGGAGGUUAAAUAUAGUUGACUCUAAAAAUUGUCAACUAAUAUUGUUCAGUUAACUCCAGGUAACCAGAUAACUUACCUUUUUGAGUUGAGCGAACCUUUUUUACAGUAAAAUGAUGUAUGUUCUGCUAAUGAAAUGAAUCCACAGUACAGACACAGUAGAAAAGCUCUUUGUUGAGACAUACGUGUACCCUGCUGUCCUGAGACAGAAUACAUUUGUCCUGACAUUCAAGGUUACAGUGUUACAGACUGACACAUUUAAUGUCAUCAUCUGUCCUUCCAGACUAUUAACCAGAAAACAAUAGCCAUUUGCAUACUCCUUAAACCAAUAAUAAUAUAAUUUCUAAUAUCUUUACUCCAGUUUUUA